Molecule: messenger RNA, 2163 nt
Organism: Paralichthys olivaceus (Japanese flounder)
Lineage: Eukaryota; Metazoa; Chordata; Actinopteri; Pleuronectiformes; Paralichthyidae
Source: RefSeq, a predicted model, not a curated record
AUGGAAGUGCGCUGAGUAACGAGGUGAUGUUCCCGUUUUCCCAUGGUCUGAGAGCAAUCAGCAGCCAGCAUCUCUCUGCUGACUCCACACACGGCUCCGCUUUUAAGCUGCAAUAACACCCCCCACAUACUGGACUAUUAGUUGCAGUGACUUGUAUUAUUUCACUACAAAUACACAGUAGGUUGAUGUUUGCACCUGUGCACGCUAGAGCUGUCAGACCACCUUAAAUUCCCUUUUUUCUUCAACUAUAAAGGGUUUGGAAGGGGCACACUGCUGCGUUUACCCUCCAGACUUUUCUUUUUUCUUUUAAAAGCUGUGGGUAGAGUGAGAGCCAGCCGGUGACCUCGCCAUGGUGUUACCGCCCCCAGACAAACGCCACGUGUGCCUGACCACCAUCGUCAUCAUGACCAGCAUGGCCUUCAUGGACGCCUACCUGGUGGAGCAGAACCAGGGUCCCAGAAAGAUUGGUGUGUGCAUUAUAGUGCUGGUAGGGGAUGUAUGCUUCCUCAUCGUGCUGCGAUAUGUGGCGGUGUGGGUUGGAGCAGAGGUGCGCACCGCCCGUCGAGGAUACGCCAUGAUCCUUUGGUUUCUCUACAUCUUUGUUCUGGAGAUCAAACUCUACUUUGUUUUCCAGAAUUGCAAAGCUGACAGGAAGAGCCUAGAGACCGUGGCACGCAAGGCUUUGACGCUAUUAUUAUCAGUGUGCGUGCCAGGUUUAUACCUCGUUCUCGUGGCUCUUGAUAGUAUGGAAUAUGUGAGGACUUUUAGAAAGAAGGAGGACAUGAGGAGCCGUCUGUUCUGGGUGGCCCUGGACCUACUCGACCUGCUGGAUAUCCAAGCGAACCUGUGGGAGCCCCAGCGGACGGGCUUACCCAUCUGGGCUGAGGGCCUGAUGUUCUUCUACUGCUACAUCCUGCUGCUCAUCCUGCCCUGCGUGUCGCUCAGCGAAAUCAGCAUGCAGGGGGAGCACAUGUCGCCCCAGAAGAUGAUGCUGUACCCGGUCCUGAGCCUGGUCACCAUAAACGUGGUCACCAUCCUCAUACGUGGCGUGAACAUGGUGUUGUUUCAGGACAGCCGCGUGUCCACCAUCUUUGUCGGCAAGAACGUGGUGGCCAUCGCAACCAAGGCGUCCACCUUCCUGGAGUACCGCAGACAGGUGAAGGAGUUCCCCCACCCGCAGAACGCCAUGGCGCUAGAGCUGCAGCAGAACUCCGUCAGCCACACACAGCCGCUGCCCAACACCACCAGUUUGCCACAUGAACCUUCGCCAGCGCAGGACGUCAUUGACACAUGACCGCCAGCGCUGGACACUGCACCAUUACAGACCGAAUGCUUUUUUUAUGAAAAGCUCCAGGAACGGAUGUGGAUAGAGAAAUCAGCUGCAUGACAGGAUGAUAUUCUGCUCUUGUCAAGCCCACUUGAACUGCUGUGAAACCAUAAAAGAGAUUUUCAGCAUCACCUGCCUGUCAGAACAUACUGUAAACCUACACUUGACUCUGAGUGCAGUGUGCAGACUUAAAAAAAAAAAAAAAAAAUCUAAGGUUUUUAUCGUGUUACUGUGUUUUUAAUUGUUUCACAUGUUUUAAAAAGUUCAGACUUCAUCAAAAGACAAUCUGCACAGUGUGCAGCCCGGUGACAUUACAUCGUGUAAAAUGGUUGGUUCCCCCCCGGUGAGUAUCCUGUUUUUUGGGGGGGUUUUUAAAGGUCACUUUUUUCCCCCCCUUCCGACAGUGCAUCUGUGGCAUUUCCUUUGAAUUCCAGCACCAAAGGACGCAGCACUCAGCGUGAAGCACUGAUGGAGAGGAGGAGCAGAGAGAGUCAGUGAAGAGGGGCUAUCUGAGCUGUGCUAGAUGGAGGCUGGUGGCAGACGAAUGCUUUUCCCCUUGUGUCUCUGGUUCUGCUGAGAAUGAAGCCGCUGCAUCAGUGUGAUGCUUUAUGGCCAAAGGUCUGAUUAAAGCACUGGAGCUCGGCACUGUACACAUCCACCGCAGGCAUUGAAGCUUGCGUUUUACUGUGUGUUUGACUUUAGAGUAUGCCUGAAAGAGGGGGUGCCUUCGCCACGGGAGGUUAAUGUUAUUUCCAAACCCUUUGGAAGAUUUCACGAGCGGAUGAUGUGUGUGAUGACUUGCAAAUGAGAUAAAUAAUGUUGUGAUGUCAGAAGAA